AUGGCGUUGCUGGUUGAAACCACCACAAGCGGCCGUGAAUACAAAGUGAAGGACAUGUCUCAGGCCGACUUCGGCCGUCUCGAAAUCGAGCUGGCCGAAGUGGAAAUGCCUGGCCUCAUGUCCUCCCGCGCUGAAUUCGGCCCUUCCCAGCCCUUCAAAGGCGCAAAAAUCACCGGUUCCCUCCACAUGACGAUCCAAACCGCCGUCCUCAUCGAAACCCUAACCGCUCUCGGCGCCGAAGUCCGCUGGUGCUCCUGCAACAUUUUCUCCACGCAAGAUCACGCCGCUGCUGCCAUCGCUCGCGACAGCGCGGCGGUGUUUGCAUGGAAAGGUGAAACUCUCCAGGAGUACUGGUGGUGCUCUGAACGCGCUCUUGACUGGGGUCCUUCCGGUGGUCCAGAUCUCAUUGUUGAUGAUGGUGGUGAUGUCACUCUUUUGAUCCAUGAAGGUCUUAAAGCUGAAAAGCUUUUCGAGAAGGAUGGUACGUUGCCAGAUCCUUCUUCAACUGAUAACGCUGAAAUGCAGAUCGUUUAUACCAUUAUCAGAGAUGGUUUGAAAACCGAUCCAAAACGUUACCACAAGAUGAAGGAUAGAAUUGUUGGUGUUUCCGAAGAAACUACCACCGGUGUUAAGAGGCUUUAUCAGAUGCAAGCCAAUGGUUCUCUCUUGUUCCCUGCUAUCAAUGUCAAUGACUCUGUCACCAAGAGCAAGUUUGACAACUUGUAUGGUUGCCGUCACUCUCUUCCCGAUGGAUUGAUGAGAGCUACUGAUGUGAUGAUUGCCGGAAAGAUUGCUGUUGUAUGUGGUUACGGAGAUGUUGGCAAGGGUUGUGCUGCUGCAUUGAAACAAGGUGGUGCUCGUGUGGUCGUGACUGAGAUCGAUCCAAUCUGUGCACUUCAAGCACUCAUGGAAGGUCUACAAGUUCUGACUCUUGCGGAUGUUGUGUCGGAGGCUGACAUUUUCGUUACCACCACUGGAAACAAAGACAUUAUCAUGGUCAGUGACAUGAAGAAAAUGAAGAACAAUGCCAUUGUCUGCAACAUUGGUCACUUCGACAAUGAAAUCGAUAUGCAUGGUCUCGAGACCUACCCUGGCGUGAAACGUAUUACGAUUAAGCCACAAACUGAUAGAUGGGUUUUCCCUGAAAACAACUCUGGUAUCAUUGUUUUGGCUGAAGGUCGUUUGAUGAACUUGGGAUGUGCUACUGGACAUCCCAGUUUCGUCAUGUCCUGCUCUUUCACUAACCAAGUCAUUGCUCAGAUUGAGCUAUGGAAGGAAAAGACUUCUGGGAAAUAUGAAAAGAAGGUGUAUGUUUUGCCUAAGCACCUUGAUGAGAAAGUGGCUUCUCUUCAUCUUAACCAGCUUGGAGCUAAGCUAACCAAGCUUUCCAAAGAUCAGGCAGAUUACAUCAGUGUGCCUGUUGAGGGUCCAUACAAGCCUGCUCACUACAGGUAUUGA
Molecule: messenger RNA, 1458 nt
Organism: Vicia faba (fava bean)
Lineage: Eukaryota; Viridiplantae; Streptophyta; Magnoliopsida; Fabales; Fabaceae
Source: the annotation of a GenBank genome assembly